This is a messenger RNA of Closterium sp. NIES-65, 375 nucleotides long. The record is from the annotation of a GenBank genome assembly. NCBI's taxonomy places the organism in Eukaryota, Viridiplantae, Streptophyta, Zygnematophyceae, Desmidiales, Closteriaceae.
AUGUUGCGCGACUUCUGCAUCCUGGAGUGCUCGGUGUUAUGUACCUUCGCGGCAUCUGCACUGGCGGCAGCAGGUGGGUUUUGCAAGAUCGAAAGCAUGUUUUCACGCUUCAGGCACACGAAAGAUGGACCGGAUAACCUGAAUGACGAGGUAGCGACCUCAGUUGCGUUGGGGCUUGAGGUGGCUUCGGACACAACUUACGCGAAAUCCAAGGUGCCGGAGGGAGCUCUUGCCGGUGCCGUUGCGUUUGUGGUCACGUACCUGUGGCUGGUUUCCAAAGGCCGUGAUGGCGCCAUCGCCGACACGGAAGCGAAACGGGCUGCCAAGAAGGCAGGAGCACCCGACCUGGGCGUCACAAUCAUCGUAGCCGCGUGA